CUGGGCGAACCGUCGGCAGUCGCGCCGGCGCCGCCGUCGGCGAUGGACCACGACGAGGACAGGUCCUUGUCCCUGGGAACGGAGGUCUCGGCCUCCGUACCCCCUCCGAGUCCUCUCACGGGAUGCUAUCUCCUUGCUGUCAUUGGCGAGCCCCACACUCAAGAGCAUAAGGAAAUUAUUCUGCAGCGCCUCGUUAAAGGCCUGCUAUCAUGGGACGCUGGCGAGCACCAGGUCGAUUUGGAGAAGGAACUGGCCACCCUCACGGCACAGGCACCCGAGGGGGAAGAGGCCAGAUAUGGCGAGCGACUAAUCCAGUACGCUUCAGAAAACCUGGUGACGGAGAUCCUGAUCCACCCACAGAUGAACACGCUGAUGCAGUGUAUGAGGAACCUGCUCAGCUCUUUCACUCGGCACAGACACCUGGUCCACGCCGGUUACACCUUCGCGGGUAACGGCUCUUGGAUCAUGCAGGAUGGUACAUUUUCACUGGCUGACUUCACAGACGCCUACCAAGAGAACGAGGUGCAGCGCGUGAUUCGCGCAUACGAGAACUCCAUUUCUAUUGACAUACAUUGCUCAGUCGCAAAUGGCGAAUGGGCCAAGCUCCCGGACAUGCCGUUCGUUAAGCACUGCAAGAUUCGUGUCAACCCCACUGACAUACUCGACUCUGGCUCGCAAGCCAUUAAGGAUUUUAUCGCGUACCUGGAACCUUACAUCGUUCCAGCCAGCUUGGAACAGCUAUUGGUUCCCAGUGACGUGGUCGGUAACAUUCGAUUCAGCCAUCCCACUCUCUACGUCUUCCCAGGAGGACAGGGUGACGCCGCCCUCUUUGGAAUUAAUGGAUUUAAUAUGCUAGUUGAUGGCGGUUUCUCCCGCAAGGCGUGUUGGUGGGACUUUGCCCGGCAUCUGGACAGACUGGAUGCUGUCCUGUUCACCCGGUUGAACAACUGCUCCAUGUCUGGCAUGGCUGCAGUGUUACACAGGAAAGCUACUGCCAAUGUCUACCCACAGAUCGGACAUUUUUUCUGUAAUCUUGAAGAUCGGCGUGGCGUAUCAAGUCCUGAUGGAGAUAAGGACUUGGAUCCCCUCAUGGUAUCCCUGCUGCAGGCUGGCUCUGACAUGAUGGCUGAUCUUCGACACAUUAACCUUAAACCACAACAUUGCUACCGAAGCCCAGAACCAAUCAACUUGUACCACAAAGUUGGACAUGGCACAUUGGAUAUGUUCGUUUUAAAUCCGUCCAAAGACUCCAAAUAUGUACGAGAUUUUUUAAAAAGGUGGCAUAACAGUGAACAAAAACUUUUUGAAGGUGCUAGUGCAUCUGGACCUUUUAAUUUUCCAAUUCCCAACUUAGUAUCAAUAUGUGCAUUAUUAGUUUGGCGGCCAGCAAAUCCUGAUGACAAUAUAACUAGAAUUAUGUUUCCUGGUUCUACACCACAGCAUAAAAUAUUUGAAGGGUUAGAAAAACUUAAACAUCUUGAAUUUCUUCAACGUCCAACAUAUACAGGACGACAGAUGUCCGCUGCGUCUAAUAUUGCAACAAGCAAAACUAUGGCCACUUUAAGUACUGCUGCACCCAUGAAGACCACAAAAAUCCUAGCUUCCAAGAUAAAUCGAGAGAAGAUUGAAAAAAAAGAUGAAAAGAGUAUUGAGACUGAUCAGGUAUCGAAGUUUGAUAAAAUUAAAGAAGUUUCUAAUAAUGUUAUUGACAAUAAGUUAAUAAGUGAACUUGUUGAUGAAGAGAAUAAGCAAUUAGAAUCUGUUUUAAAUGAGGCCAUCAUAAGUAAUGUGGAAACAAAAUUAGAUGAAAAAAUACUUCCAAAUUACAUCGCAAAAGAUAACAAGCAAAAGAAAGGCAAGAAAAAGGAAAAGUCUACAGAUAUAAAGACCAAACGGAUGGAUAAAACCGACGAAACCAAGGAUACUACUCACUCAAAAUUCGAUACAAAGAAAAUCGAUGUAGACAAUAAAUUAAAAGCUGACGCAAAGAAAAAGUCAGAAAAACCUAAAUCUGAAUUAUAUGCUUCAGUAACAAAAAGUAAACCAAAUCGGAUAACGCAAAAAAGUACAGAUCGAAAAACUACAACUUCCAUAGAUAAGAAAAUUGUGGCUGAUGACAAAAAAUCGCCGCCCACAACACCAAAGAAAUCCGUUGAUGUCAAAAGUCAGUCGCAGUUAGUUAAAGAUAAAGUAAAACUAAAGAGCAGAAAAGUUAGCCCCGGAAGCACACCAGCAAAAAGCGUUAAAGAAGCUAGCAACAGAAGAGUCGUUGAGUCAAAAUAUAAACAAGCUUCGCCAAAACGGGAUUUAAUACAAAAAACUGGCGAAAAAAGAGAACCUAAAUUGAAAAGAGAGCCAAUAUCUAGAAGACCUAGGCCAGUAACAUCGCCAAUUAAGGGACUCAAAUCUGCUAAGAGUCCAUCAAAGAGUAUGAAAGCUUCAAAGGCUGAUACGUCUAAGCUUAUGGGAUUACAAAGAGUUAAUUACGAAGAUAUUUUGAAAGAGGCUAAAAAGUCUGAUGAGGAAACCUCAAAAUCGUUCGAUGAGAUCAAACAACAAGAGUUUGACGAGCGCGAAGAGCAAGAAAUUGUAAGAGAAAUCGAAGCGGUCUUUAAUAGAGAUAGUGAAGUUGAAGAACGAGGAGAAUACGUUGGCAGAUCUGAUAUAGAAAAGAUCACUUGUCUACUUGAUGACACUAAAACAGGAAAUAUUGACGGUGAUUUUGAAGAAGAGUAUUUAAUUAUAGAAAAGGAAGAAGUCGAACAAUAUACAGAAGAUUCUAUCGCUGAAAAAGAAGAUGAUCUACGAAAACACAUAAAAGAUAAAGAGGAAUCUGAAAAGAAGCAAAUCAGUGAAAUCAAAGUGGAUCUCAAGCCUGGAACCAUUACUCAAAAUGUUGACCCUGAUAAACGUCUAGAUUCUAAAGAACAUUCAAUAAGUGUUGAAGAAAAACAAGAUAUUAGCAGUGAAAAAAAGACAUCAGAUAGCAAAAGUGCUGUGAAACCAAAAGACUCCAUUGAUAAUAUAAUACAAGAAUCACAGCCUGAAGAGAAAGUAUCAACCACAAUUGAAUCAGGCGCCACAACAGCACCUACACUACCCGAAGAUGAACGAAUUACGUUAGAUGAUAUAAAAGAAGAUGACUUGGUUGAAGAAAAAUAUGUAAAAGAACAAACCAAGGAAGUUGCCGCCCCCAAAACAUUAAUUGACAUAGAAAAGCUUACUAGCUUCGAUAAAAGUUCUAAAACUCCACAGCAGACACUUAUAAGAGAAAUAGUAAAAACACCUGACGAAGUAGCUGAUUUACCAUUACACGAAGAAGUUGAUUACAGGACUUACGAAGAAAAAAAGACUCCAGUUGGUGAAGAUGUUAGUAAACGUAAAAUUGAUAUACUUCAAAAAGAUAUUAAAGUUCCUAAAGAUCUAGCUAUAAUAAUUAAACCCAAUGCCUCACCUCAAGAACCAAAUACUAUUCAAGAUGUCAUUGUUAGUACCACUCAACGUCUAUCACACCCAGAAUUGGUGACCGUAACCCCGGGUUCUGCCCCUGACUCACCUAUGUAUCAUGAACCCUCUAAGCUUGAAAAAUCUGUAAAAUCUUUGGACCCUGUAAAAGAAUACGAUGAUGAGCGAUAUAAUUUUUCACAAUUUACUGAAAAACUGAGAGAAACACAUAUAACAACUGUUGAUUCACCAAUUAAAGAUGAUAUUGUGGUUAUAGAAGAACUACAUAUGCCUGAAAAGAUACCGUCAAUACCAGAAGAUGUAGAAAAAGAAAUAGAAGAAGCUCAAAUGUUAGAACAAAGUGAAAAACCUCCAAUUAGUCCUAAAGAAGUAGAAAAAAUUGUUGCUGAUGUUGCGGAAGUUUUAAAAUCGGAUAAAUCAUUGGACCAAUUGAUUGCAGAAAAAUCGCCAAUCUUAUUAAAAUCCCCAGAAAAAUUAUUGCCUUGUGAAAAUAUCGCUGAAAUUACAAAAGUUUUCUUGUCUGAUCAAAGAAAAAUAACUUCAAGCAAAUCGAUAAAAGAUAGAGAUGAAUGGCUAGUACUAAAAAGUGUUGAAGUUGAUACUGUUGUUAAAUCAGAUACAACGACUGAGAAAACCCAGAAAGAAGUAUCGCCUAUUAAAUCCCUUACAUCUGAAGAUAUCAGCGACCCUUCAGAAAAAACUGUACUAAGCGAAACAAAAAAAGUAAAGACAGAAAUUCAAGACAAAAAUACUUUAACAUGUGUAUUGCCAGAGGUAGAACAAGAAAGUGAUGGCCAAUUGACAGAAAAACGAGUUAGCAUCACAUUGGAUUCUGCCAAAACAUUAGAAAAGUUAGAAGAAAAGAUGGCGGACCUUAAACAAAUGGAACAAAUUAAAACUACCGAAUUAAUUGCUCCUUCAUUGGACAUUAAAGACAUUAAACAAACAGUUGAUAAAACAAAAGAAAAAAUUCUUGUAAAAGAAAAAGACCAAAUUGAUGAGUCAAUCGAGAAGGAGCCAGCGAGGGAAAAGAAAAAAGAGAGUAAAUCUGUAAUAGGAAGUUUCAUGGAUAAGUUUGACGAGAAGCUAAGCAAAGCUAAAGGUUUGUUUAGUAGAAGGAGUGAUAAAAAUGCUGAAACUUCAAAAGAAAAAAUAAAAAUUGAAGAUACACAUAAAACUGUUCUAGAAACCACUUACAAAGAUCUGACAGAUUUUGAAACAGAUAUGGUAGAAUUGUUGUCUUUUAAUGAAGAUGUACAAAAUUAUUUGACAAACUACAUUAUCUUUGAUGAACCAGAGGAAACAAUUUUAGAGAAAAAAGAGGAGGUCUAUGAAAAUAAUACCAUUAUCAAAAGAUUUACUGUGACACGAGUUAUCAAAACUAAAUUUAUGCAUAAAAAUGGAAUAAUUCAAAAGUUAAAGAUUGUCACUUUAAUAACAACAACAAAUGAAUAUCCCGAUGGUACUAAAUUAAUUGUUAAUGAUGGAAGUGCUAUGUUGACUGAUAUCAACGAUAAAACUGAAUUUCAAAUCAACGAACUAGCUGACUUCACCAUCCUCGAAAAUCAAGAAAUUGAUAAAAAACAAAAAGAAGAAAUUGUCUUAUUAAAGGAUAAACAAAUUAAACAAAAGUUAUCUAUAGUAACGGUAAAAGAUAUACUCGCGACUCGAAACAAACUAAAACACAAAGAAAAACUAACAAUAAAUACCACUAAAGAGAUGUUCAUUAGAGACGUUCCUAUAAUUGUCAAUGUCAUUACAAUUUUUAUUUCAGAUUACAAUUUAAAGACUAAAAUCAUCGACAACAAAAAACUCGCUAAAGUCGUUAUCACAGCAAAACAAACUUUAGACAUAAGUGACUCUACAAUUAUAAUCAAAGAUAAAGAUUUGCAAGUAUUUAAAAAGGACGUAAUAGAAAAGGAUAUAAGUCCAACUAAAGAAGCUUCAUUAAGCCUUAUUCAAGAGACAGAACGAAGAUUAGUAAAAGAACCAUGUCCGGUCAAAGAUGUUCAUAAAAAAGAAGAUGUAAUCCUAUAUACGACAGCAUCAGUUAAAUCAGCUAGCCCAGUUCAAGAGAAAGAACCAAGCCCUGUCAAAGAUGUUACUUUGCUUAGGAAAGAAGUCAUCGAAAUGGAUGUAAGCCCGCCUAAAGAAAUUCCAGAAAAGGCCGCUAGUCCUAUCAGAGACAAAGAACAAAAACUUGCUUUAGACAAAGAACCAAGCCCGGUCAAAGAUGUUUAUAUGACCAAGAAAGACAUCAUCGAAAAGGAUGUAAGCCCAUCUAAAGACAUUCCAGACAAGGCCGCUGGCCCUAUCCAGGACAAAAUAACAAGUCCUGUAUCAGUAAAAGAGUCCAGCCCUGUGAAAGAUGUUUCUUUGACAAAGGAAGAAGUCAUCGAAAAGGAUGUAAGAUCACCUAAAGAAAUUCCAGAAAAGGCCGCCAGUCCUAUCCAGGACAAAGAACAAAAAGAUGUAAGACCGCCUAAAGAAAUUCCAGAAAAGGCCGCUAGUCCCAUUCAUGAUAAAGUUACAAAAAAAGAACCGAGCCCUGUCAAAGAUGUUUAUUUGCCAAAGAAAGAUAUCAUCGAAAAGGAUGUAAGCCCGCCUAAAGAAAUUCCAGAAAAGGCCGCUAGUCCCAUUCAGGACAAAGUUGCAAGUCCUGCUUUAGAAAAGGACGUAAGCCCGGCUGAAGAAAUUCCAGAAAAGGCAGCUAGUCCUAUCCAGGACAAAGAACAAAAACCAGCUUUAGAAAAAGAACCGAGCCCUGUCAAAGAUGUUUCAUUGCCAAAGGAAGAUAUCCUCGAAAAGGAUGUAAGCCCGCUUAAAGAAAUUCCAGAAAAGGCAGCUGCCCCUAUCCAGGACAAAGAACAAAAACCAGCUUUAGACAAAGAACCAAGCCCUGUCAAAGAUGUUUAUUUGCCAAAGAAAGAUAUCAUCGAAAAGGAUGUAAGCCCGCCUAAAGAAAUUCCAGAAAAGGUAGCUAGUCCUAUCCAGGACAAAGAACAAAAACCAGCUUUAGAAAAAGAACCGAGCCCUGUCAAAGAUGUUUCAUUGCCAAAGGAAGAUAUCCUCGAAAAGGAUGUAAGCUCGCUUAAAGAAAUUCCAGAAAAGGCAGCUGCCCCUAUCCAGGACAAAGAACAAAAACCAGCUUUAGACAAAGAACCAAGCCCUGUCAAAGAUGUUUAUUUGCCAAAGAAAGAUAUCAUCGAAAAGGAUGUAAGCCCGCCUAAAGAAAUUCCAGAAAAGGCCGCUAGUCCCAUUCAGGACAAAGUUGCAAGUCCUGCUUUAGAAAAGGACGUAAGCCCGGCUGAAGAAAUUCCAGAAAAGGCAGCUAGUCCUAUCCAGGACAAAGAACAAAAACCAGCUUUAGACAAAGAACCAAGCCCUGUCAAAGAUGUUUCUUUGCCAAAGAAAGAUAUCCUCGAAAAGGAUGUAAGCCCGCCUAAAGAAAUUCCAGAAAAGGCAGCUAGUCCUAUCCAGGACAAAGAACAAAAACCAGCUUUAGACAAAGAACCGAGCCCUAUCAAAGAUGUUUCAUUGCCAAAGGAAGAUAUCCUCGAAAAGGAUGUAAGCCCGCCUAAAGAAAUUCCAGAAAAGGCCGCUAGUCCCAUUCAUGAUAAAGUUACAAGUCCUGCUUUAGAAAAGGACGUAAGCCCGGCUGAAGAAAUUCUAGAAAAGGCAGCUUCUCCUAUCCAGGACAAAGAACAAAAACCAGCUUUAGACAAAGAACCAAGCCCUGUCAAAGAUGUUUCUUUGCCUGUCAAAGAUGUUUCUUUGCCAAAGAAAGAAAUCAUCAAAAAGGAUGUAAGCCCGCCUAAAGAAAUUCCAGAAAAGUCCGCAAUUCUCAUUCAGGACAAAGUUACAAGUCCUGCUUUAGAAAAGGACGUAAGCCCGCCUGAAGAAAUUCUGGAAAAGGUAGCAAGUCCUAUCCAGGACAAAGAACAAAAACCAGCUUUAGACAAAGAACCAAGCCCUGUCAAAGAAGUUUCAUUGCCAAAGAAAGAUAUCCUCGAAAAGGAUGUAAGCCCGCCUAAAGAAAUUCCAGAAAAGGCCGCUAGUCCCAUUGAGGACAAAGUUACAAGUCCUGCUUUAGAAAAGGACGUAAGCCCGGCUGAAGAAAUUCUAGAAAAGGGAACAAGUCCUAUCAAGGACAAAGAACAAAAACCAGCUUUAGACAAAGAACCAAGCCCUGUCAAAGAUGUUUCUUUGCCAAAGAAAGAUAUCAUCGAAAAGGAUGUAAGCCCGCCUAAAGAAAUUCAAGAAAAGGUUGCUAGUCCCAUUCAGGACAAAAUACCAAGACCUGCUGUAGAAAAGGACGUAAGCCCGGCUGAAGAAAUUCUAGAAAAGGCAGCUUCUCCUAUCCAGGACAAAGAACAAAAACCAGUUUUAGUCAAAGAACCAAGCCCUGUCAAAGAUGUUUCUUUGCCAAAGAAAGAUAUCAUCGAAAAGGAUGUAAGCCCACCUAAAGAAAUUCCAGAAAAGGCCGCUAGUCCCAUUCAGGACAAAGUUGCAAGUCCUGCUUUAGAAAAGGACGUAAGCCCGGCUGAAGAAAUUCCAGAAAAGGCAGCUAGUCCUAUCCAGGACAAAGAACAAAAACCAGCUUUAGACAAAGAACCAAGCCCUGUCAAAGAUGUUUCUUUGCCAAAGAAAGAUAUCAUCGAAAAGGAUGUAAGCCCACCUAAAGAAAUUCCAGAAAAGGCCGCUAGUCCCAUUCAGGAUAAAGUUGCAAGUCCUGCUUUAGAAAAGGACGUAAGCCCGGCUGAAGAAAUUCCAGAAAAGGCAGCUAGUCCUAUCCAGGACAAAGAACAAAAACCAGCUUUAGACAAAGAACCAAGCCCUGUCAAAGAUGUUUCUUUGCCAAAGAAAGAUAUCCUCGAAAAGGAUGUAAGCCCGCUUAAAGAAAUUCCAGAAAAGGCCGCUAGUCCCAUUCAGGACAAAGUUACAAGUCCUGCUUUAGAAAAGGACGUAAGCCCGGCUGAAGAAAUUCUAGAAAAGGCAACAAGUCCUAUCAAGGACAAAGAACAAAAACCAGCUUUAGACAAAGAACCAAGCCCUGUCAAAGAUGUUUCUUUGCCAAAGAAAGAUAUCAUCGAAAAGGAUGUAAGCCCGCCUAAAGAAAUUCCAGAAAAGGUUGCUAGUCCCAUUCAGGACAAAAUACCAAGACCUGCUGUAGAAAAGGACGUAAGCCCGGCUGAAGAAAUUCUAGAAAAGGCAGCUUCUCCUAUCCAGGACAAAGAACAAAAACCAGCUUUAGACAAAGAACCAAGCCCUGUCAAAGAUGUUUCUUUGCCAAAGAAAGAUAUCCUCGAAAAGGAUGUAAGCCCGCUUAAAGAAAUUCCAGAAAAGGCCGCUAGUCCCAUUCAGGACAAAGUUACAAGUCCUGCUUUAGAAAAGGACGUAAGCCCGGCUGAAGAAAUUCUAGAAAAGGCAACAAGUCCUAUCCAGGACAAAGAACAAAAACCAGCUUUAGACAAAGAACCGAGCCCUAUCAAAGAUGUUUCUUUGCCAAAGAAAGAUAUCCUCGAAAAGGAUGUAAGCCCGCCUAAAGAAAUUCCAGAAAAGGCCGCUAGUCCCAUUCAGGACAAAGUUGCAAGUCCUGCUUUAGAAAAGGACGUAAGCCCGGCUGAAGAAAUUCCAGAAAAGGCAGCUAGUCCUAUCCAGGACAAAGAACAAAAACCAGCUUUAGACAAAGAACCAAGCCCUGUCAAAGAUGUUUCUUUGCCAAAGAAAGAUGUCCUCGAAAAGGAUGUAAGCCCGCCUAAAGAAAUUCCAGAAAAGGUUGCUAGUCCCAUUCAGGACAAAGUUGUAAGUCCUGCUUUAAAAAAGGACGUAAGCCCGGAUGAAGAAAUUCCAGAAAAGGCAGCUAGUCCUGAUAUCCUCGAAAAGGAUGUAAGCCCGCUUAAAGAAAUUCCAGAAAAGGCCGCUAGUCCCAUUCAGGACAAAGUUACAAGUCCUGCUUUAGAAAAGGACGUAAGCCCGGCUGAAGAAAUUCCAGAAAAGGCAGCUAGUCCUAUCCAGGACAAAGAACAAAAACCAGCUUUAGACAAAGAACCAAGCCCUGUCAAAGAUGUUUCUUUGCCAAAGAAAGAUAUCAUCGCAAAGGAUGUAAGCCCGCCUAAAGAAAUUCCAGAAAAGGCCGCUAGUCCCAUUCAGGACAAAGUUGCAAGUCCUGCUUUAGAAAAGGACGUAAGCCCGGCUGAAGAAAUUCUAGAAAAGGCAACAAGUCCUAUCAAGGACAAAGAACAAAAACCAGCUUUAGACAAAGAACCAAGCCCUGUCAAAGAUGUUUAUUUGCCAAAGAAAGAUAUCAUCGAAAAGGAUGUAAGCCCGCCUAAAGAAAUUCCAGAAAAGGCCGCUAGUCCCAUUCAGGACAAAGUUGCAAGUCCUGCUUUAGUAAAGGACGUAAGCCCGGCUGAAGAAAUUCCAGAAAAGGCAGCUAGUCCUAUCCAGGACAAAGAACAAAAACCAGCUUUAGACAGAGAAACAAGCCCUGUCAAAGAUGACAAAGAACAAAAACCAGCUUUGGACAAAGAAUCGAGCCCUGUCAAAGAUGUUUCAUUGCCAAAGGAAGAUAUCCUCGAAAAGGAUGUAAGCCCGCCUAAAGAAGUUCCAGAAAAGGUUGCUAGUCCCAUUCAGGACAAAGUUGAAAGUCCUGCUUUAGAAAAGGACGUAAGCCCGGCUGAAGAAAUUCUAGAAAAGGCAGCUAGUCCUAUCCAGGACAAAGAACAUAAACCAGCUUUAGACAAAGAACCAAGCCCUGUCAAAGAUGUUUCUUUGCCAAAGAAAGAUAUCCUCGAAAAGGAUGUAAGCCCACCUAAAGAAAUUCCAGAAAAGGCAGCUAGUCCUAUCCAGGACAAAGAACAAAAACCAGCUUUAGAAAAGGACGUAAGCCCGGCUGAAGAAAUUCUAGAAAAGGCAACAAGUCCUAUCAAGGACAAAGAACAAAAACCAGCUUUAGACAAAGAACCAAGCCCUGUCAAAGAUGUUUAUUUGCCAAAGAAAGAUAUCAUCGAAAAGGAUGUAAGCCCGCCUAAAGAAAUUCCAGAAAAGGCUGCUAGUCCCAUUCAGGACAAAGUUGCAAGUCCUGCUUUAGAAAAGGACGUAAGCCCGGCUGAAGAAAUUCCAGAAAAGGCAGCUAGUCCUAUCCAGGACAAAGAACAAAAACCAGCUUUAGACAAAGAACCAAGCCCUGUCAAAGAUGUAAGCCCGCCUAAAGAAAUACCAGAAAAGGAAGCUAGUCCCAUUCAGGACAAAGUUGCAAGUCCUGCUUUAGAAAAGGACGUAAGCCCGGCUGAAGAAAUUCCAGAAAAGGCAGCUAGUCCUAUCCAGGACAAAGAACAAAAACCAGCUUUAGGCAAAGAACCAAGCCCUGUCAAAGAUGUUUCUUUGCCAAAGAAAGAUAUCAUCGAAAAGGAUGUAAGCCCGCCUAAAGAAAUUCCAGAAAAGGCUGCUAGUCCCAUUCAGGACAAAGUUGCAAGUCCUGCUUUAGAAAAGGACGUAAGCCCGGCUGAAGAAAUUCCAGAAAAGGCAGCUAGUCCUAUCCAGGACAAAGAACAAAAACCAGCUUUAGACAAAGAACCAAGCCCUGUCAAAGAUGUCUCUUUGCCAAAGAAAGAUAUCAUCGAAAAGGAUGUAAGCCCGCCUAAAGAAAUUCCAGAAAAGGCUGCUAGUCCCAUUCAGGACAAAGUUGCAAGUCCUGCUUUAGAAAAGGACGUAAGCCCGGCUGAAGAAAUUCCAGAAAAGGCAGCUAGUCCUAUCCAGGACAAAGAACCAAGCCCUGUCAAAGAUGUUUCUUUGCCAAAGAAAGAUAUCCUCGAAAAGGAUGUAAGCCCGCUUAAAGAAAUUCCAGAAAAGGCCGCUAGUCCCAUUCAGGACAAAGUUACAAGUCCUGCUUUAGAAAAGGACGUAAGCCCGGCUGAAGAAAUUCUAGAAAAGGCAGCAAGUCCUAUCCAGGACAAAGAACAAAAACCAGCUUUAGACAAAGAACCAAGCCCUGUCAAAGAUGUUUCUUUGCCAAAGAAAGAUAUCAUCGAAAAGGAUGUAAGCCCGCCUAAAGAAAUACCAGAAAAGGACGCUAGUCCCAUUCAGGACAAAGUUGCAAGUCCUGCUUUAGAAAAGGACGUAAGCCCGGCUGAAGAAAUUCCAGAAAAGGCAGCUAGUCCUAUCCAGGACAAAGAACAAAAACCAGCUUUAGGCAAAGAACCAAGCCCUGUCAAAGAUGUUUCUUUGCCAAAGAAAGAUAUCCUCGAAAAGGAUGUAAGCCCGCCUAAAGAAAUUCCAGAAAAGGCCGCUAGUCCCAUUCAGGACAAAGUUACAAGUCCUGCUUUAGAAAAGGACGUAAGCCCGGCUGAAGAAAUUCUAGAAAAGGUAACAAGUCCUAUCAAGGACAAAGAACAAAAACCAGCUUUAGACAAAGAACCGAGCCCUGUCAAAGAUGUUUCAUUGCCAAAGGAAGAUAUCCUCGAAAAGGAUCCUGUCAAAGAUGUUUCAUUGGCAAAGGAAGAUAUCCUCGAAAAGGAUGUAAGCCCGCCUAAAGAAAUUCCAGAAAAGGCCGCUAGUCCCAUUCAGGACAAAGUUGCAAGUCCUGCUUUAGAAAAGGACGUAAGCCCGGCUGAAGAAAUUUCAGAAAAGGCAGCUAGUCCUAUCCAGGACAAAGAACAAAAACCAGCUUUAGACAAAGAACCGAGCCCUGUCAAAGAUGUUUCAUUGCCAAAGGAAGAUAUCCUCGAAAAGGAUGUAAGCCCGCCUAAAGAAAUUCCAGAAAAGGUUGCUAGUCCCAUUCAGGACAAAGUUACAAGUCCUGCUUUAGAAAAGGACGUAAGCCCGGCUGAAGAAAUUCUAGAAAAGGCAGCUUCUCCUAUCCAGGACAAAGAACAAAAACCAGCUUUAGACAAAGAACCAAGCCCUGUCAAAGAUGUUUCUUUGCCAAAGAAAGAUAUCCUCGAAAAGGAUGUACCAAAGGAAGAUAUCCUCGAAAAGGAUGUAAGCCCGCUUAAAGAAAUUCCAGAAAAGGCCGCUAGUCCCAUUCAGGACAAAGUUAAAAGUCCUGCUUUAGAAAAGGACGUAAGCCCGGCUGAAGAAAUUCUAGAAAAGGCAGCUUCUCCUAUCCAGGACAAAGAACAAAAACCAGCUUUAGACAAAGAACCAAGCCCUGUCAAAGAUGUUUCUUUGCCAAAGAAAGAUAUCAUCGAAAAGGAUGUAAGCCCGCCUAAAGAAAUUCCAGAAAAGGCCGCUAGUCCCAUUAUGGACAAAGUACCAAGUCCUGCAUUCGAAAAGGAUGUAAGCCAGGCUGAAGAAAUUCUAGAAAAGGCAUCUUCUCCUAUCCAGGACAAAGAACAAAAACCAGCUUUAGACAAAGAACCGAGCCCUGUCAAAGAUGUUUCAUUGCCAAAGGAAUAUAUCCUCGAAAAGGAUGUAAGCCCGCCUAAAGAAAUUCCAGAAAAGGCAGCUAGUCCUAUCCAGGACAAAGAACAAAAACCAGCUUUAGACAAAGAAUCGAAAAAGGUUGCUAGUCCCAUUCAGGACAAAGUACCAAGUCCUGCUUUCGAAAAGGAUGUAAGCCCGGCUGAAGAAAUUCUAGAAAAGGCAGCUUCUCCUAUCCAGGACAAAGAACAAAAACCAGCUUUAGACAAAGAACCAAGCCCUGUCAAAGAUGUUUAUUUGCCAAAGAAAGAUAUCAUCGAAAAGGAUGUAAGCCCGCCUAAAGAAAUUCCAGAAAAGGCCGCUAGUCCCAUUCAGGACAAAGUUGCAAGUCCUGCUUUAGUAAAGGACGUAAGCCCGGCUAAGGAAAUUCCAGAAAAGGCAGCUAGUCCUAUCCAGGACAAAGAACAAAAACCAGCUUCAGACAAAGAAACAAGCCCUGUCAAAGAUCCUGUCAAAGAUGUUUCAUUGGCAAAGGAAGAUAUCCUCGAAAAGGAUGUAAGCCCGCCUAAAGAAAUUCCAGAAAAGGCCGCUAGUCCCAUUCAGGACAAAGUUGCAAGUCCUGCUUUAGAAAAGGACGUAAGCCCGGCUGAAGAAAUUCCAGAAAAGGCAGCUAGUCCUAUCAAGGACAAAGAACAAAAACCAGCUUUAGACAAAGAACCAAGCUCUGUCAAAGAUGUUUCUUUGCCAAAGAAAGAUAUCAUCGAAAAGGAUGUAAGCCCGCCUAAAGAAAUUCCAGAAAAGGCCGCUAGUCCCAUUCAGGACAAAGUACCAAGUCCUGCUUUCGAAAAGGAUGUAAGCCAGGCUGAAGAAAUUCUAGAAAAGGCAUCUUCUCCUAUCCAGGACAAAGAACAAAAACCAGCUUUAGACAAAGAACCAAGCCCUGUCAAAGAUGUUUCAUUGGCAAAGGAAGAUAUCCUCGAAAAGGAUGUAAGCCCGCCUAAAGAAAUUCCAGAAAAGGCCGCUAGUCCCAUUCAGGACAAAGUUGCAAGUCCUGCUUUAGAAAAGGACGUAAGCCCGGCUGAAGAAAUUUCAGAAAAGGCAGCUAGUCCUAUCCAGGACAAAGAACAAAAACCAGCUUUAGACAAAGAACCGAGCCCUGUCAAAGAUGUUUCAUUGCCAAAGGAAGAUAUCCUCGAAAAGGAUGUAAGCCCGCCUAAAGAAAUUCCAGAAAAGGUUGCUAGUCCCAUUCAGGACAAAGUUACAAGUCCUGCUUUAGAAAAGGACGUAAGCCCGGCUGAAGAAAUUCUAGAAAAGGCAGCUUCUCCUAUCCAGGACAAAGAACAAAAACCAGCUUUAGACAAAGAACCAAGCCCUGUCAAAGAUGUUUCUUUGCCAAAGAAAGAUAUCCUCGAAAAGGAUGUAGUUUCAUUGCCAAAGAAAGAUAUCCUCGAAAAGGAUGUAAGCCCGCCUAAAGAAAUUCCAGAAAAGGUUGCUAGUCCCAUUCAGGACAAAGUACCAAGUCCUGCUUUCGAAAAGGAUGUAAGCCCGGCUGAAGAAAUUCUAGAAAAGGCAGCUUCUCCUAUCCAGGACAAAGAACAAAAACCAGCUUUAGACAAAGAACCAAGCCCUGUCAAAGAUGUUUAUUUGCCAAAGAAAGAUAUCAUCGAAAAGGAUGUAAGCCCGCCUAAAGAAAUUCCAGAAAAGGCCGCUAGUCCCAUUCAGGACAAAGUUGCAAGUCCUGCUUUAGUAAAGGACGUAAGCCCGGCUAAGGAAAUUCCAGAAAAGGCAGCUAGUCCUAUCCAGGACAAAGAACAAAAACCAGCUUCAGACAAAGAAACAAAAAUUCCAGAAAAGGCCGCUAGUCCCAUUAUGGACAAAGUACCAAGUCCUGCAUUCGAAAAGGAUGUAAGCCAGGCUGAAGAAAUUCUAGAAAAGGCAUCUUCUCCUAUCCAGGACAAAGAACAAAAACCAGCUUUAGACAAACCGAGCCCUGUCAAAGAUGUUUCUUUGCCAAAGAAAGAUAUCAUCGAAAAGGAUGUAAGCCCGCCUAAAGAAAUUCCAGAAAAGGCCGCUAGUCCCAUUAUGGACAAAGUACCAAGUCCUGCAUUCGAAAAGGAUGUAAGCCAGGCUGAAGAAAUUCUAGAAAAGGCAUCUUCUCCUAUCCAGGACAAAGAACAAAAACCAGCUUUAGACAAAGAAAAGGAUGUAAGCCCGCCUAAAGAAAUUCCAGAAAAGGUUGCUAGUCCCAUUCAGGACAAAGUUACAAGUCCUGCUUUAGAAAAGGACGUAAGCCCGGCUGAAGAAAUUCUAGAAAAGGCAGCUUCUCCUAUCCAGGACAAAGAACAAAAACCAGCUUUAGACAAAGAACCAAGCCCUGUCAAAGAUGUUUCUUUGCCAAAGAAAGAUAUCCUCGAAAAGGAUGUAAGCCCGCCUAAAGAAAUUCCAGAAAAGGCAGCUAGUCCUAUCCAGGACAAAGAACAAAAACCAGCUUUAGACAAAGAACCAAGCCCUGUCAAAGAUGUUUCAUUGCCAAAGGAAGAUAUCCUCGAAAAGGAUGUAAGCCCGCUUAAAGAAAUUCCAGAAAAGGCCGCUAGUCCCAUUCAGGACAAAGUUAAAAGUCCUGCUUUAGAAAAGGACGUAAGCCCGGCUGAAGAAAUUCUAGAAAAGGCAGCUUCUCCUAUCCAGGACAAAGAACAAAAACCAGCUUUAGACAAAGAACCAAGCCCUGUCAAAGAUGUUUCUUUGCCAAAGAAAGAUAUCAUCGAAAAGGAUGUAAGCCCGCCUAAAGAAAUUCCAGAAAAGGCCGCUAGUCCCAUUAUGGACAAAGUACCAAGUCCUGCAUUCGAAAAGGAUGUAAGCCAGGCUGAAGAAAUUCUAGAAAAGGCAUCUUCUCCUAUCCAGGACAAAGAACAAAAACCAGCUUUAGACAAAGAACCAAGCAAAGUUAUCCUCGAAAAGGAUGUAAGCCCGCCUAAAGAAAUUCCAGAAAAGGUUGCUAGUCCCAUUCAGGACAAAGUACCAAGUCCUGCUUUCGAAAAGGAUGUAAGCCCGGCUGAAGAAAUUCUAGAAAAGGCAGCUUCUCCUAUCCAUGACAAAGAACAAAAACCAGCUUUAGACAAAGAACCAAGCCCUGUCAAAGAUGUUUCUUUGCCAAAGAAAGAUAUCCUCGAAAAGGAUGUAAGCCCGCCUAAAGAAAUUCCAGAAAAGGCAGCUAGUCCUAUCCAGGACAAAGAACAAAAACCAGCUUUAGACAAAGAACCAAGCCCUGUCAAAGAUGUUUCUUUGCCAAAGAAAGAUAUCCUCGAAAAGGAUGUAAGCCCGCUUAAAGAAAUUCCAGAAAAGGCCGCUAGUCCCAUUCAGGACAAAGUUACAAGUCCUGCUUUAGAAAAGGACGUAAGCCCGGCUGAAGAAAUUCUAGAAAAGGCAACAAGUCCUAUCCAGGACAAAGAACAAAAACCAGCUUUAGACAAAGAACCAAGCCCUGUCAAAGAUGUUUCUUUGGAAGCUAGUCCCAUUCAGGACAAAGUUGCAAGUCCUGCUUUAGAAAAGGACGUAAGCCCGGCUGAAGAAAUUCCAGAAAAGGCAGCUAGUCCUAUCCAGGACAAAGAACAAAAACCAGCUUUAGGCAAAGAACCAAGCCCUGUCAAAGAUGUUUCUUUGCCAAAGAAAGAUAUCAUCGAAAAGGAUGUAAGCCCGCCUAAAGAAAUUCCAGAAAAGGCUGCUAGUCCCAUUCAGGACAAAGUUGCAAGUCCUGCUUUAGAAAAGGACGUAAGCCCGGCUGAAGAAAUUCCAGAAAAGGCAGCUAGUCCUAUCCAGGACAAAGAACAAAAACCAGCUUUAGACAAAGAACCAAGCCCUGUCAAAGAUGUCUCUUUGCCAAAGAAAGAUAUCAUCGAAAAGGAUGUAAGCCCGCCUAAAGAAAUUCCAGAAAAGGCUGCUAGUCCCAUUCAGGACAAAGUUGCAAGUCCUGCUUUAGAAAAGGACGUAAGCCCGGCUGAAGAAAUUCCAGAAAAGGCAGCUAGUCCUAUCCAGGACAAAGAUCAAAAACCAGCUUUAGACAAAGAACCAAGCCCUGUCAAAGAUGUUUCUUUGCCAAAGAAAGAUAUUCUCGAAAAGGAUGUAAGCCCGCCUAAAGAAAUUCCAGAAAAGGCAGCUAGUCCUAUCCAGGACAAAGAACAAAAACAAGCUUUAGACAAAGAACCAAGCCCUGUCAAAGAUGUUUCUUUGCCAAAGAAAGAUAUCCUCGAAAAGGAUGUAAGCCCGCCUAAAGAAAUUCCAGAAAAGGCAGCUAGUCCUAUCCAGGACAAAGAACAAAAACCAGCUUUAGACAAAGAACCAAGCCCUGUCAAAGAUGUUUCUUUGCCAAAGAAAGAUAUCCUCGAAAAGGAUGUAAGCCCGCUUAAAGAAAUUCCAGAAAAGGCCGCUAGUCCCAUUCAGGACAAAGUUACAAGUCCUGCUUUAGAAAAGGACGUAAGCCCGGCUGAAGAAAUUCUAGAAAAGGCAACAAGUCCUAUCCAGGACAAAGAACAAAAACCAGCUUUAGACAAAGAACCAAGCCCUGUCAAAGAUGUUUCUUUGCCAAAGAAAGAUAUCAUCGAAAAGGAUGUAAGCCCGCCUAAAGAAAUACCAGAAAAGGACGCUAGUCCCAUUCAGGACAAAGUUGCAAGUCCUGCUUUAGAAAAGGACGUAAGCCCGGCUGAAGAAAUUCCAGAAAAGGCAGCUAGUCCUAUCCAGGACAAAGAACAAAAACCAGCUUUAGGCAAAGAACCAAGCCCUGUCAAAGAUGUUUCUUUGCCAAAGAAAGAUAUCCUCGAAAAGGAUGUAAGCCCGCCUAAAGAAAUUCCAGAAAAGGCCGCUAGUCCCAUUCAGGACAAAGUUACAAGUCCUGCUUUAGAAAAGGACGUAAGCCCGGCUGAAGAAAUUCUAGAAAAGGUAACAAGUCCUAUCAAGGACAAAGAACAAAAACCAGCUUUAGACAAAGAACCGAGCCCUGUCAAAGAUGUUUCAUUGCCAAAGGAAGAUAUCCUCGAAAAGGAUCCUAAAGAAAUUCCAGAAAAGGCAGCUAGUCCUAUCCAGGACAAAGAACAAAAACCAGCUUUAGACAAAGAACCAAGCCCUGUCAAAGAUGUUUCAUUGCCAAAGGAAGAUAUCCUCGAAAAGGAUGUAAGCCCGCCUAAAGAAAUUCCAGAAAAGGCCGCUAGUCCCAUUCAGGACAAAGUUAAAAGUCCUGCUUUAGAAAAGGACGUAAGCCCGGCUGAAGAAAUUCUAGAAAAGGCAGCUUCUCCUAUCCAGGACAAAGAACAAAAACCAGCUUUAGACAAAGAACCAAGCCCUGUCAAAGAUGUUUCUUUGCCAAAGAAAGAUAUCAUCGAAAAGGAUGUAAGCCCGCCUAAAGAAAUUCCAGAAAAGGCCGCUAGUCCCAUUAUGGACAAAGUACCAAGUCCUGCAUUCGAAAAGGAUGUAAGCCAGGCUGAAGAAAUUCUAGAAAAGGCAUCUUCUCCUAUCCAGGACAAAGAACAAAAACCAGCUUUAGACAAAGUUUCAUUGCCAAAGAAAGAUAUCCUCGAAAAGGAUGUAAGCCCGCCUAAAGAAAUUCCAGAAAAGGUUGCUAGUCCCAUUCAGGACAAAGUACCAAGUCCUGCUUUCGAAAAGGAUGUAAGCCCGGCUGAAGAAAUUCUAGAAAAGGCAGCUUCUCCUAUCCAGGACAAAGAACAAAAACCAGCUUUAGACAAAGAACCAAGCCCUGUCAAAGAUGUUUAUUUGCCAAAGAAAGAUAUCAUCGAAAAGGAUGUAAGCCCGCCUAAAGAAAUUCCAGAAAAGGCCGCUAGUCCCAUUCAGGACAAAGUUGCAAGUCCUGCUUUAGUAAAGGACGUAAGCCCGGCUAAGGAAAUUCCAGAAAAGGCAGCUAGUCCUAUCCAGGACAAAGAACAAAAACCAGCUUCAGACAAAGAAACAAGCCCUGUCAAAGAUAAACCAGCUUUAGACAAAGAAUCGAGCCCUGUCAAAGAUGUUUCAUUGCCAAAGGAAGAUAUCCUCGAAAAGGAUGUAAGCCCGCCUAAAGAAAUUCCAGAAAAGGUUGCUAGUCCCAUUCAGGACAAAGUACCAAGUCCUGCUUUCGAAAAGGAUGUAAGCCCGGCUGAAGAAAUUCUAGAAAAGGCAGCUUGUCCUAUCCAGGACAAAGAACAAAAACCAGCUUUAGACAAAGAACCAAGCCCUGUCAAAGAUGUUUCUUUGCCAAAGAAAGAUAUCCUCGAAAAGGAUGUAAGCCCGCCUAAAGAAAUUCCAGAAAAGGUUGCUAGUCCCAUUCAAGACAAAAUACCAAGACCUGCUGUAGAAAAGGACGUAAGCCCGGCUGAAGAAAUUCUAGUAAAGGCAGCUUCUCCUAUCCAGGACAAAGAACAAAAACCAGCUUUAGACAAAGAACCAAGCCCUGUCAAAGAUGUUUCUUUGCCGAAGAAAGAAGUCAUAGAAAAAUAUGUAGGCCUUGCUGAAGAAAUUCCAGAAAAGGCCGCUAGUCCUAUCCAGGACAAAGAACAAAAACCAGCUUUAGACAAAGAAACAAGCCCUGUCACAGAUGUUUCUUUGCCAAAGAAAGAUAUCAUCCAAAAGGAUGUAAGCCCGCUUAAAGAAAUUCCAGAUAAGGCCGCUAGUCCCAUCCAGGACAAAGUUACAAGUCCUGCUUUAGAAAAGGACGUAAGCCCGGCUGAAGAAAUUCCAGAAAAGGCAGCUUCUCCUAUCCAGGACAAAGAACAAAAACCAGCUUUAGACAAAGAACCAAGCACUGUCAAAGAUGUUUAUUUGCCAAAGAAAGAUAUCAUCGAAAAGGAUGUAAGCCCGCCUAAAGAAAUUCCAGAAAAGGCCGCUAGUCCCAUUCUGGACAAAGUUCCAAGUCCUGCUUUAGAAAAAGAACCAAGCCCUGUCAAAGACAUUUCUUUGACAAAGAAAGAAGUCAUAGAAAAAGAUGUAAGCCCGCUUAAAGAAAUUCCAGAAAAGUCCGCUAGUCCCAUUCAGGACAAAGUACCAAGUCCUGCUUUAGAAAAGGACGUAAGCCCGGCUGAUGAAAUUCUUGAAAAGGCAGCAAGUCCUAUCCAGGACAAAGAACAUAAACCAGCUUUAGACAAAGAACCAAGCCCUGUCAAAGAUGUUUCUUUGCCAAAGAAAGAUAUCAUCGAAAAGGAUGUAAGCCCGCCUAAAGAAAUUCCAGAAAAGGCCGCUAGUCCCAUUCUGGACAAAGUUCCAAGUCCAGCUUUAGAAAAAGAACCAAGCCCUGUCAAAGACAUUUCUUUGACAAAGAAAGAAGUCAUAGAAAAAGAUGUAAGCCCGCUUAAAGAAAUUCCAGAAAAGGCCGCUAGUCCCAUUCAGGACAAAGUACCAAGUCCUGCUUUAGAAAAGGACGUAAGCCCGGCUGAAGAAAUUCUUGAAAAGGCAGCAAGUCCUAUCCAGGACAAAGAACAUAAACCAGCUUUAGACAAAGAACCAAGCCCUGUCAAAGAUGUUUCAUUGCCAAAGGAAGAUAUCCUCGAAAAGGAUGUAAGCCCGCCUAAAGAAAUUCCAGAAAAGGUUGCUAGUCCCAUUCAGGACAAAGUACCAAGUCCUGCUUUCGAAAAGGAUGUAAGCCCGGCUGAAGAAAUUCUAGAAAAGGCAGCUUCUCCUAUCCAGGACAAAGAACAAAAACCAGCUUUAGACAAAGAACCAAGCCCUGUCAAAGAUGUUUCUUUGCCAAAGAAAGAUAUCCUCGAAAAGGAUGUAGACAAAGUUGCAAGUCCUGCUUUAGAAAAGGACGUAAGCCCGGCUGAAGAAAUUCCAGAAAAGGCAGCAAAUGUUUCAUUGGCAAAGGAAGAUAUCCUCGAAAAGGAUGUAAGCCCGCCUAAAGAAAUUCCAGAAAAGGCCGCUAGUCCCAUUCAGGACAAAGUUGCAAGACCUGCUGUAGAAAAGGACGUAAGCCCGGCUGAAGAAAUUCUAGUAAAGGCAGCUUCUCCUAUCCAGGACAAAGAACAAAAACCAGCUUUAGACAAAGAACCAAGCCCUGUCAAAGAUGUUUCUUUGCCAAAGAAAGAUAUCAUCCAAAAGGAUGUAAGCCCGCUUAAAGAAAUUCCAGAUAAGGCCGCUAGUCCCAUCCAGGACAAAGUUACAAGUCCUGCUUUAGAAAAGGACGUAAGCCCGGCUGAAGAAAUUCCAGAAAAGGCAGCUUCUCCUAUCCAGGACAAAGAACAAAAACCAGCUUUAGACAAAGAACCAAGCACUGUCAAAGAUGUUUAUUUGCCAAAGAAAGAUAUCAUCGAAAAGGAUGUAAGCCCGCCUAAAGAAAUUCCAGAAAAGGCCGCUAGUCCCAUUCUGGACAAAGUUCCAAGUCCUGCUUUAGAAAAAGAACCAAGCCCUGUCAAAGACAUUUCUUUGACAAAGAAAGAAGUCAUAGAAAAAGAUGUAAGCCCGCUUAAAGAAAUUCCAGAAAAGGCCGCUAGUCCCAUUCAGGACAAAGUACCAAGUCCUGCUUUAGAAAAGGACGUAAGCCCGGCUGAAGAAAUUCUUGAAAAGGCAGCAAGUCCUAUCCAGGACAAAGAACAUAAACCAGCUUUAGACAAAGAACCAAGCCCUGUCAAAGAUGUUUCUUUGCCAAAGAAAGAUAUCAUCGAAAAGGAUGUAUGCCCGCCUAAAAAAAUUCCAGAAAAGGCCGCUAGUCCCAUUCUGGACAAAGUUUCAAGUCCUGCUUUAGAAAAGGACGUAAGCCCGGCUGAAGAAAUUCUAGAAAAAGCAGCAAGUCCUAUCCAGGAGAAAGAACAGAAACCAGCUUUAGACAAGGAACCAAGCCCUGUCAAAGAUGUUUCUUUGCCAAAGAAAGAUUUCCUCGAAAAGGAUGUAAGCCCGCCUAAAGAAAUUUCAGAAAAGGCCGCUAGUCCCAUUCAGGAAAAAAUACCAAGACCUGGUUUAGAAAAGGACGUAAGCCCGGCUGAAGAAAUUCCAGAAAAGGCAGUUAUUCCUAUCCAGGACAAAGUACCAAGUCCUGCUUUAGAAAAGGACGUAAGCCCGGCUGAAGAAAUUCUAGAAAAGGCAACAAGUCCUAUCCAGGACAAAGAACAAAAACCAGCUUUAGACAAAGAACCUAGCCCUGUCAAAGAUGUUUCUUUGCCAAAGAAAGAUAUCCUCGAAAAGGAUGUAAGCCCGUCUAAAGAAAUUCCAGAAAAGGCAGUUAUUCCUAUCCAGGACAAAGUACCAAGUCCUCAUUUAGAAAAGGACGUAAGCCCGGCUGAAGAAAGUCUAGAAAAGGCAGCAAGUCCUAUCCAGGACAAAGAACAAAAACCAGCUUUAGACAAAGCUAUCCUCGAAAAGGACGUAAGCCCGGCUGAAGAAAUUCUAGAAAAGGCAACAAGUCCUAUCCAGGACAAAGAACAAAAACCAGCUUUAGACAAAGAACCUAGCCCUGUCAAAGAUGUUUCUUUGCCAAAGAAAGAUAUCCUCGAAAAGGAUGUAAGCCCGUCUAAAGAAAUUCCAGAAAAGGCAGUUAUUCCUAUCCAGGACAAAGUACCAAGUCCUCAUUUAGAAAAGGACGUAAGCCCGGCUGAAGAAAGUCUAGAAAAGGCAGCAAGUCCUAUCCAGGACAAAGAACAAAAACCAGCUUUAGACAAAGCUAUCCUCGAAAAGGAUGUAAGCCCAGCUGAAGAAAUUCCAGAAAAGGCAGCUAGUGUCAUCCAGGACAUAGCACCAAGUCCUGCUUUAGACAAAGUACCAAGGCCUGUCAAAGACAUUUCUUUGCCAAAGAAAGCUAUCCUUGAAAAUGAUGUAAGCCUAGCUGAUGAAAUUACAGAAAAGGCAGCUAGUCCCAUCCAGGACAAAGCACCAAGUCCAGCUUUAGACAAAUUACCAAGCCCUGCUUUAGACAAAGUACCAAGCCCUGCUUUAGACAAAGUACCAAGCCCUGCUUUAGAUAUAGUACCAAGCCCUGUCAAAGACGUUUCUUUGCCAAAGAAAGCUAUCCUCGAAAAGGAUGUAAGCCCGCCUAAAGAAAUUCCAGAAAAGGCAGUUAUUCCUAUCCAGGACAAAGAACAAAAAUCAGCUUUAGACAAAGAACCAAGCCCUGUCAAGUAUGUUCCUUUGACAAAGAAAGCUAUCCUCGAAAAGGAUGUUAGCCCAGCAGAAGAAUUUCCAGAAAAGGCAACUAGUCCCAUUCUGGACAAAGUUCCAAGUCCUGCUUUAGAAAAGGAUGUAAGUCUUAUCCUGGACAAAGAACCAAGUCCUACUCUAGAAAAAGAACCAAGCCCUGUCAUAGAUGUUUCUAUGACGAAGAAAGAUAUCGUCGAAAAGGAUGUAAGCCCGCCUAAAGAAAUUACUGCAAAAUCGACUAGCCCUGUCAAAGACAAAGAGGCGACUCCUGUUUCAGAAAAAGAAACAAGUCCGGUUAGAGAUAUUUCUAUGACCAAAGACGAUGUCAUAGAUAAAGAUGUAAGCCCGCCUAAAGAAAUUACAGAAAAGGCUGAUAUUCCUGUCAAGGACAAAGAACCAAGUCUUUCUUUAGAAAACGAACCAAGCCCUGUCAAAGAUGUUUCUUCGACAAAGAAAGAUGUCAUAGGAAAGGAUGUAAGCCCGCCUAAAGAAAUUCCAGACAUGGCCGCUAGCCCUAUUCAGGACGAAGAACCUAAAAUUGCUUUAGAAAAAAAACCAAGCCGUGUCAAAGAUGCUUCUUUGACUAAGGGAUAUCUCACCGAAAAAGAUGCAAAGCUGCCUAAAGAUCUUGAAAAGUCAGUUGGCCCUAUUCAAGAGAAACUCAGGGGUUCUCCUUUAGAAAUGGAAUCAUGUUCUGUCACAGAUAUCUUUUUGAAAAAUGAUGUAGUAAUCGAAAAGGAUGUUAACAAAACUAUUACGGGAGUUGAAGAAAACAAAAAUAUGAAUUUAAGUAGUGAUGUUUUGGAAACUACUUCGUGUACUAAAAAAGCUUAUUCAAUAAAAGAGGAGUUGGAGAAAUACAGAUAUGAUUCUAAUGAAAUUUUUGAAACGUCUUCCUUCAAUGUUGUAGAUAGAAUGUUAAGUAAGAAAGAUAUUCAUCACAAUGGACAUAGCGACUUAUUAGAUAAGAAUAUAAGAACUAUUAACUCAUCCUCAAGUCUUUUUACUGAACGAUCAAAAUCAUUCAGUAGUUCUGAAGAUGUUUCUAAAGAAGUAAGCUUGGAAGAAAAAUAUAGUUUUGAAAGUACAGAGAAAGAAAAGACAGUUGGUACUAUCUAUAAAGAAAUUACUGAAGAUAAAUGUUAUUCUAAAGGUAUAAAUGAACAAAACUUUACGAAAAAUUUUGAAACUAAAUUACCUACUUUAGAUAAAUCAGCGCAACUUAUUGAAUCCAUUCAAAAAGCUUUUGGCGACGAAAGUAUACAGCAAGGUAUUAAAACAGAAAGCACUGAAUCACUGGCUGUUCAUUCAUUCGACAGAGUUUCAACACCACCUACAGUGCCUGUGAGUCCGUUGCCUAAAACUUUAGGAGCUUUUCACGACGUCAAAGUAAGUGAAGGUGUUCAAAGUGAAAUAUCUUAUGAUAGAUCAGACGGAAGUGACGAAACUAUCACAAAAACAGUUCACGUGGGUGAAGAUGUACUUACCCAAAGAAUAUCUACUUCAACUGAAAAGGUUCCAAAAAGUGCUAAGAGUUCUGAUAUAACCAAAAGCUUAGAUUUACAGGCUUUAACUCAAACUGUAGGAAAAAUCAAAACGGAGACCGACACUGUAACUAAGGUCAUUAAAGAAGGUGAAAAUGUGGUAACCCAAACUAUCACAACAGUAACAACAAAGGAAGUUAUUUCAAAAGAAGAUGGGACUCCACAAAAUGUUAAAACGACAAUAGAAACUACAACAUUAUGUAAAAGUUCUGAUGGAUCAACAACAACAACCAAAGAUACCCAAACAGUGUUAUCCGAAUGUUCUUCAACUCUAAAAUCUACUUCACAUAUGGAUGUUGAUGGCAUAAAUGACAUUAAAAUGGUAGCUAACGGCCAUAUAAAAAGAAGUAAUGUUUUCGAUGAUGAUAAUUUAGUAAAUUUACCUGUUAAAUUAACUGCACCUGCUAAAAUUUCAAAUGAUGAUAGUGAAGAUGUAACAAUUAAUACUGAUGUUAGUAAACGAGUUAUACAGGAUAAUGGGAUUGAUAUAAUAGAGACUGUUACGACGGUAACAAAAAAAGAAAUAUUCGAAUCUGAAGAUAACAAAAAAGUUUCGAAAACAACAGUUGAAACUAAUGUUACAAAAGAAAAACCGGAUGGUUGUAAAGAUGAACAGAAAAUGGUCGAAGUUAAAACUGAAGAAAUUCUGACAGAUGUAACAAGUAAUAUUGAUAAUAUUUUGAGCAAUUUGAAAGUUUUUGAAAUUCCGGAAGAAAGCAUUACCACGUCCGCUGAAGAAAUUCAAGAUGAAAAUAUUUUAAUUAAACGCAUUACAUCCAUAAAAACUAUCAAAACAAAAUAUGCGGAUCAAUAUAACAAUCUUAAAAAGUUAAAAACAGUUACAAUAGUAAGCACCACUGAUCAAUAUCCUGAUGGUUCAUCAAACACGAAAGUUAAUACAAGCAUAUCUUUAACAGAUUUAUGUGUAUCUGAAGUUGAUAAUAGUAAUGAACUUAAAGAUUUUACAUGCUUAGAAGAUAGACAAGUAAAUGUGGAAAAACAGGAAAGAACUUGUGUAGUUAACGGUGAAAAUAUAAAACAGCUUGUCACUACCACAACAACCAGUGAGGUAUUAUCUAAACUUGACAAAAGCCAGAGGAAAUUAAAGAGAACUAUUGAAACUGUGACAGAAUCUACUUUACCCAGUGGAUUCUUAGAAGUUACUAAAGACGUUAGCAUUUCAAUAUCGGAUUAUCUAACAGAGGCUGAUAAACAACACUUCGAGGGUUUUACGUUGCUAUGUCAACCUAAAGAGGAAACUACUACAUCUCGUGAAAAUAUUGAAAUAAAUGGAGUAUUAAUAAAACGUCAAAUAACUACAACUAAAACUUAUGAGGAGUUUUUGGAUGAAGUUCAAAAUCUCAAAAAAACUAAAACUAUCAUAAAAGAGGUUACUGAAGACGAGUAUCCAGAUGGCUCAAUUAUAUCAAAAACUAGUGAAAAAGUGUCAGUUUUUGACGAACCUUAUGAAGAAAAAUUUGUCGAUGAUAUAAAUACAAAGAUGCAAUCAAAAGAAGAUUUAUUAAAAAUAUCUUAUCUAAACUCAUCGCAAAACUCCAAUUUACUUUUAACGGAACAAACAGUUGAGGACUUAGAGCGACUAGAACACAUGGGUAAAGAUAUUCAUACCGACACAAAAGAAGCGUAUGUUUUGCGUGAUGGAAAAUCACUACGACAAAUCAUUAAAACUACUACAACAAAAGAACUAAUGUCAUCUGAAGAUGACGCAAGAAAAAAAAUAAAAACAACUGUAGAAACAAUCACAGAAACUGAGUUACCCAAUGGAAGUACGGAAGUUGUUAAAGAUGUUAAAGUUUCAAUAGCUGAAUAUGGAAAUAGUAUUUCCGAAGAAAAUUUACAUGGUUAUUUUAUAAUUGGAGAGCCAGAUAUAAAGACAGAAUCAUUUUCAGAGCGCGUUGUUGACAAAGGAACUGAAAUUACAAGAAGAACUACUGUAACUACUACCAAUCAAAUGUUUCAAAAUACCAUAAAAAUGAAUAGAAGACUUAAAACUGUAGUUGUAACUAUUACAGAAGACGCCUAUCCUGAUGGCACUGUUUUAACAAAAAAAAGUGAAAAAAUAUCUGUCGCCGAUAUAUCAUCUGAUAAUCUGCCGACAGAUGAACCAGAAUGUGUAGAUCAUAAGGGUGAUUUAGAAACUGUCGAGGCUACGACUGAAGAAUCAGAUGUAAAAAAAGAAAUAGUUCUUAAAGACUCUGCAAAAAUUAACCGAACCAUAACUACUAAAACUAAGCGAGAAACUUUGGGUUCCCAAGAUAAAAAUAUACGGCGAUUACGAACAACUGUUGAAACAAUAACAGAAGAAGAGUACCCAGAUGGAUCCGUUGAAACAACAAAAGACGUUAAAAUAACAAUUUCAGAAUUUCAGAAGGCUAAUCAUAAUGAUUUACAGGCUGCAUUAGAUGGUUUUACAGUCACAGGAAAAGUAAGGAAUUUCGUUGACAAAAAAACUAAUAUUAUCACAGACAAUUUAUCAAAAAUUACUCAGCACAUUACAACUCAUAUUACUAAGGAAGAACUUAAAAACGAAACUACAAAUGAGGUGGCCGUUCGAACAAUUACAAAAACUGUAACAGAGAAUAUAAAAGAAGAUGGAUCAAUAGAGACUACCAAAGAUGUCCGUACGCAAAUCGUUUAUUUACCAGAAGGGAUGGUUUUCGAAGAUCUUACGCUAGAAGAAGGUGAGGUAGAGACGACAAUCCAAGACAAAGAAAGCCCAAAGAUUGUUAAUGUUAAACCGAUUAUUAAUGAAUUAAAUAUUAUGCCAUCUGAACAAAAACACCAAGAAAUAGAACCUAAAAAGAAACGCUCGCCUGUGGGUGAAAUAACUACCGAAACUGAAACAUUUAAUAAAAUAAUAAAAGAAGGUGAUAAAGAAAUUCAUCAAACAGUAACAGUCGUGACUACAAAAGAAGUUAUUAGUCCUGAGAAAGUAAAAGUAACUGUAGAAACAACAACUGUGAGUAAGGGGAGUGACGGUGUAACAAAAACUACAAAAUCAACAAAAACAACGAUAUCAGAAUUUAAAGAAGAAUAUGAAGAGAUAAUUGAUACCGGGGAUUAUGAUAAAUCUCCUUCCAAAUAUUCAUCUAAGGCAGGUGAUAUGCGUAGUUCAUCUGUCACUAGUGACUAUUUAGAUCAGCUCGGUAUGGCUACUCCACCUUCAGACAUUAGUUCUCGAGAAUCAAGAGUAGCUACGCAUGUGUGGGGAACAGAAAGUAGUGGCAUGUAUUAUAGUGAUGAGGAUGGUCAGGCUAGUCCAAGUAGCACAAAAUCUCAAAUAGCCCAUUCUCCAAAAUCAAACCUUAGUUUUGAAUUACCACUUCAACAACAAGAUCAAGACGAUCCCAUGUCUAUGUCAGUAUAUGGUCAACUUCCAGGUGAUUUUGGACAAUAUUCUGUAGACACGGGGACUUCCAUAAAAAAAAUGACUAGUGACUUCUUAACACAUGAGAAAAUUAAAACAGAAAGUGAUCAUUCAAAUGAAGAUUCCGUUUCUAGGUUUUUGAAAGAAGCUGAUGAACAUUUUGAAAAAGCUAUAGAAGAGCACAAAAAAAUCAGUGGUUCGACAGUUAUUUCUAGUAUAACAGCUAAAUAUGAAUUAGACCAAGACAGUCAGGCUGGUGGUAGUAAAGAAACUGCAAUGUCGCAGGAGUCAACGGUAACGCUCAGGGAAUUUAGAUCAGACUCGAAGAAAUCAAGUUCUGAUCGUGAUAAAAAUACAAAAAUGGCUAAUACAAAAUCACACGAAUUAUCCAAAGAUCCAAUUGAAUCCUGGGGUAAACCACUCGGAUUACCAAGUCCAAUUUUACCUUCGGAUGGCAAAAGUACUCCAAAAAAACAUGCUGCCAGCUCAUCUGUAGCAAACAAAAAUAAAAUGAAUCAGGAUAAAAACAAAGAAGCCAGAGUGACAGAAUCUCCAAGUAAAAAGAAGACACCGACACCUAUUUACAUGGACUUAACCUAUGUUCCACAUCACGGAAAUUCCUAUUACUCUGCCAUGGAAUUUUUCAAACGUGUACGGGCUCGUUAUUACGUGUUUUCGGGAACAGAGCCUUCUAAGGAAAUAUACAAUGCACUCCUAGAUGCUAAAAAAACGUGGGAAGAUAAGAAUUUAGAAGUGACAAUUAUACCUACCUACGACACCGAUGUUCUCGGCUAUUGGGUAGCGGAGAACGAAGAGGCCCUUGAGAAAUAUAAAAUAGACCUAUCGCCUUCUGCUUCACGGUGCACCAUCAACCUACAAGACCAUGAGACCUCCUGCGCGGCCUACAGGCUAGAGUUCUAGGUGUCGGGUCUAUUUGUUGACUUCUCGUCGAAGAAGUAAGCUUCCCUCUAUUCUGCAAGUGAAAACGAUUCUAAUUCACUAAUAUUUAGCGCGAGGACACUAAUUCGAUGAGAAUGUUUACAAAUAGAUACUUAUAUGUGAUAUACUUUAGACAGACUGUUGUGAAAUUGUAGUAAUUGUAGAUGAUAUAUUGUAUACUCAGAACAUCAACUAUACUCCAGCUUAAUAUUUCGGACAUGAGUCGAAUCCUAAUGAGACGUCCUCGAUCGCAUCCAUCAAUUUUCGACCUAAUAACAAAAACGUCCAUUUUUUUCUAAACUGUUUUCUAGUAGCAACAUGCCAUUUAAAAUCUUAUAUUUCUGAUAAAUUUUAGUAUUUGGUCUUAUACAAUCAGUAGUGCUUUUAUAUACGAUUUUUAGCAUAACCAGUCCAUUUUGUUUAGCCAAAACAACGCUUGUGCGAAAAAUCUAAAUUUUUGAAAAAUUAUUUUGCUAUCGCAUUGUGAGAUUUAAAAAAUAAUACGAUUAUGAAACGACUCGGCCGCAGCCGCCGGCUUUAAACGGACGUGAUUACGAACAAAUUCGAUAAAAAUAUAGCGAUGAUCAUACUCAUUUGUAAGGUUUUCCUGAGCAACAUAAUUUUUUACGACCAGAAAGAAACUGACUAAGAAAUAUAUAGAGGUCUUCAAAAGACACUGUGCAUUAUGCACCAAUCGUUUGAUAGAAGUAAUAUAAUUGUUUCUUCAGAUUAGAAAGGCAAAAUCUCUUUAAUGUUAUUAAUAUAAGCCAACCUCUGUCAGAUAAUUAAAAAAAUAUCCUCAUUAUUUCUUUAAUUAUUUUGUCAGGUAAAAUUCGUAUAAUGCACAAAAAUAGUACUAAUUGAAUAUAGCUCGAACAUUAUUAGAUACGCCCAAAGCCUGCAUGGGACUUCUAAUGAGUAUCGAGCAAUUAAAAAUUAAUUCAUAAUAGAUAAGUUCGAGCCACUACUGCGAACAGUUUUACCGAUACAGGAACUUGUUAUUAUAAUUUAAAAGUCAUGAAUAAUUCACCAUGAUGUAAAGUGCAUCUUUACGGCGAUGUAUUUUACCUUAGUUCAAGAACAGUUUUUGCCUUUCUAAACAAUCAACGAGCCUAAGACGAUAGAGCUUAAUUCAUAAUAUAAAAAGGUUUAUUAGAAAUACUAAAUACAGCUGAGUUGUGUUGAUAUUUAAUUUAUAUGUACCAACUCUAAUAUCUGUUAGACAUACAGUUUUGGUGUUUAUUAAAUUUAUUUCGUGUUAUGGUGACUCAUAAAAUAUUUGAAUCUCUAAUCCUUUUUACAGUUAAAAUUCAAUUCAAUAAACAAAUUUCUAGUCGAGUCCCAAAUAUAAAACGAUAGAUACAUAGUAUUAUAAUACGUUCCUAUUUGCAUUGAUUUUUGACAUAAAUAAUUUUGUUAUUAAAUAUUUAUUAUUGGUGUAACGUAUUCAACGUAAUUCCUCGAUAUUGAGUGUAUAGUGCGAAUGGUGAGCGAAAGGUCAUUAUACCGUCUAGUCUAGGACGUAAGCUUGGACUGUUCUCAUAAUAAUAUAAAAAAGUCUUCAUAAUUUCAUUUUUGCCAAUGAAAAUAAACUUUUAAGUCAAUUAUUUUAAGUCAUCCAUAGCGUUAAGCUAAUCUUAUGACUACAACUAUUGCUUUCUUUGCCAAACCUACCUAUAGAGAACUUUCUGUAUAUUACACGCACCAGCACAAUGUAUUUAUCUUUAAAAACGAACGUUUGUAAGGACAAAACUACUAAUAAUUCUAUAAAUACUAUAUAUUUUUAUGUACGAAUAACAGUUUAUUUAUAAUUAUUUUUCUUAUAUGGCUAUAAUAUAUUGCGUGUUAACUUGUGUGAGUGAUAGUAUUUUGCUUAUAACAAUGGACCGGUACAGGGGGUUACUAACUUGCAUGAGAUGGUAUAUCCGGUCAUCGACUGCUAGCGAUACAUCAUCCAACAACAGUUUUAUAAGAUCACAAUUCCCAUAGCAUUUUUUAUUUACUAGAUAAUAAUGUUCCAAAUCGAUCUUACUUCUAGCUGAAGGCUUUUUAUUGCUAUCAUAUGUGGAGAUGAUGUAUCGGAAGUAGUUGAAGACAAGCUUUAAGAGUGCUAGUUUUAGCCUUUUCCUCUCGGAUGUCUCAUAAUUUCAAUUGGCUUUUUAGCCGGACCCGAGAUUUACUAUUGUAUUUAUAGCUAGAAGUCUAAUUAAUGCAUAUUAUUAGGAAUAUUAAAAUGUUGUUAAUUAAGAAUUGUAUCAGCUUAGAAAACAUCAAUAGCUCUGAAUAAAGUCAUUAUUAAAAUUAUUAAAUGUUGCAUUUUUCAAACGCGUGUGUUAGUUUUGUCUGCUGUUACAAAAUUUAUUAUAUCUAUAUCAAAGUUAAUUAUAAUGUUAAAUUAAUGUUCAGAUAUCCGGAAGGGUGUUUUUAAUUAAAAAGAGGAUUUUGUUCCUAUUGCUUCGUGUUUUAUGUAUAAAAGAUUUGUUAGGAAGACCAUUGUGUAGAUAGGUUAAAACCGGGAUGUAGAUAUUGUUCGAUAGAGUGGGAGAUGUGGUGCUAACAACCGAUUGUGCUAGGUUAUUGGCCAUUAACAUGACGAUUGUGGUGCGUACAGAACAUACUAUACUAUUUCCAGCUAAUCAUUAAAUGAAAAUGUAAGCUCAGGAUGAAACCGGCAUUUAUUUCUAUACGCACCAAUUUUCGUCAUUUGGCUGACACGCUUAAUGGUAAGAAUGGCUGCUUAAGUGAUAUUUUAUAUGAAGUUGUUUUAAUUUUUGCUAUGUUUAAUAAUUUAAAUAAUGAUAUUAGUCCCUAUGUGGAUGUUAGUUAUCUGUAACUAUUAUUGUAUUAUGUAAAUUAAAAUGAUAAAAAAAGAUUCAUUGUAUCAGUCACGUCGCUAUUCCCCAUUCAGCGUGUUUGGUGAUGUAUAAGAGAUUAAAGUAAAUAAAAUAUAAAAAAAU
This is a messenger RNA of Pieris brassicae (large cabbage white), 31754 nucleotides long. Its product is annotated as microtubule-associated protein futsch-like. The record is from RefSeq and is a predicted model, not a curated record. Bases 43 to 28779 code for a protein of 9578 amino acids. Lineage: Eukaryota; Metazoa; Arthropoda; Insecta; Lepidoptera; Pieridae. The transcript has 33 exons. Gene Ontology annotation, cellular component: dendrite; neuronal cell body; synapse. Gene Ontology annotation, molecular function: microtubule binding; actin binding. Gene Ontology annotation, biological process: regulation of microtubule depolymerization; axonogenesis; microtubule cytoskeleton organization.